Messenger RNA from Acanthocheilonema viteae, 2550 nucleotides. NCBI's taxonomy places the organism in Eukaryota, Metazoa, Nematoda, Chromadorea, Rhabditida, Onchocercidae. The record is from the annotation of a GenBank genome assembly.
AUGAAUCAGCGACAUUUUGAUUUACCUGGACCAAGUAAUGAACGAAGGAUGAGAUUUUUGUCGAGAAAUAGAGCAAAAACAACGGAACAAAAUGAAAAGCGGUUAAAAUUUAUCAGUACACAUGGUAGCAUGACGAUGCGAAACUUCGAAACAGGUCAAGUAUCGGAUGUGGAAGUUACCAUGAAACCAUUGAAAGAUCGCUCUCGAUCAAUGUCACCGUUGAAACAAUUAAGAGCAUAUUCAUUUCGUUCGAUGCCUUCAGAAGAAAGCAUACUUUCGGAAAUUCAACAAGAAUUAAUUCGUCAAUCGUGGCAAACAAUAACUAAAAAAUUAGAAUUUACCAAUCAAAGUUUUGGAUUUUUUGUUUAUCGGCGAAUUUUCGAGCGAAAUCCACUACUGAAGCGAGUCUUUCAUGUGGAAGAAUAUGAUUUGCUUGAUUCAAUUCCUGAAAAACAUUCCAUUUAUCGUCAAAUGCGAUUAUUUACCAAUUUAAUAUCGCUUACGGUACGUCAUGUCGAUGAACUUGAAAUAGAAAUUGCCCCGGCAAUUUUCCGCUAUGGACAACGACAUUACAAAUUUGCAGAGGAACAUUUUAAUGAAGAAACAGUACGGCUAUUCUGUAGUCAGGUGGUGUGUACGGUAGCAGAUCUUUUAGGAUCUGACAUUGAUCCGGCUUGUAUCGAAGCAUGGAUUGAUUUAAUGCGUUAUAUUGGAUGCAAACUAUUGGAUGGUUUCAACUAUAGAUAUAAGAAAAAUCGAAUGGCUGCUGCGUCAUCAAUUCAAAACUUAAACAAACCUAAAGAUGCUUUUGAGCAGUUAGAAGACGAGGAAGGUACCCGCCAAGGCUUCUGUCAUAUUCGUAUUCAGCAACGAACUGGCCGUAAAACUAUCACAACUGUACAAGGAAUUGCACCUGAAUAUGAUCUGAAAAAGAUUGUUCGUUAUCUAAAGAAGUUCGGGAUUUUUGCCUAUAUCACUCUUGAUAUUGUGGGUGAAGAUCGUAUACCGGUGCGAGACAUUAUGCUAUCAAAAUUCACUCUGCUAUACGCUUUGAUUGCUCUACGUAUUAUGAAUGUCUUUCUGGUUCGGACAUAUUUUGUACCAGAUGAACUUUUCCAAAGUGUGGAAGUAGCUCAUUGGGCAGUUUAUGGUACCGGAUAUUUAUCCUGGGAAUGGAUGGCUUCACUUCGUUCCGUUUUACAUCCGUUUAUUAUUGCUGUAUUAUACGUCUUGGGACAUAUGUGUACCGUCGAUUCCAAUUUAUUCAUUAUUCAAACUCCUCGUUUGUUACAUGCGUUAUUAUUUGCACUUUCAGAUUAUUGUUAUUAUAAAUUUGCUAGACGUAUUUUAACACGUAAUGAAGCAAAAUAUGCUCUUUUAAGUUAUUUAUCUUGCUGGUUUGUAUGGUAUUGUGCUCCGCGUACACUUUCAAAUACAUUAGAAACGGUGUUGACAUUAUUUGCUCUUCAAUGGUAUCCAUUAUCAAAGGCUGAUCUGAAACAGACCUGUUGGCCUUAUAUGUCUCUUGGUUUCCUAACCAUUUUGAUUCGACCUACUACUAUUCUAAUUUGGAUUCCUUUUGGUUUGUGGCAUCUUUGGCGAUCCAAUUCAUUAAUAGAAUUGUUGUUUUGUACUGUUCUGCCAUCAUGCUUCCCGAUUCUAUUUCUGGUAACUAUUUUGGAUUCUGUUGCAUAUGGUAAGCUAACGUUUACAGCAUGGAAUUUCAUACGUUUCAAUGUUUUAGAAGGUGGAAGUAGUCAUUUUGGGUCACAUCCUUGGUAUUGGUUCAUAUCGCAAGGGUUACCUUCUGUGCUGACAAUACAUUUGAUCCCAAUAUUCUGGGGUAUGAUUAUUGCACUAAGAAACAAUUCUAUUCCAUUUGUUUUCUUCUUUGUUCCCACACUAUACAUCACAACUCAUAGUUUGAUUGCUCAUAAGGAGCACCGAUUUUUAUUGCCUAUUAUACCGUUGUUGUGUCUUUUUGCUGGUAUUUUUUUCAACAAUAGGCUGUCGCAUACGAUGAAAAAGUGUUAUAUUUUCUGGAUUCCAUUAUUGCUUAUUGUUAAUAUAUCCUUGGCAGCAUACUUUGGUUUAUUUCAUCAAAUUGGUCCUUUUUCCGCAACAUAUUGGAUUAUAGAGAAUGCAAAAAUGCGAUUUGCAGAGGGUCAACAUUUUGAAUUGGUUCAUUUGAUGCCUUGCUUCUCUUUACCACAGUAUAGUUAUUUUCAUGGCUUUAAUGUAACAGUUACAGCACUUGAUUGUUCGCCCAGGUUUUCCAAUCUUCUGGAUUACAUGGAUCAGGCGGAUCAUUUUCAUGAUGAUCCAAAUCUCUGGAUUGAUGCAAAUCUUGAUUUAGUCAAAAAAGCCCAUUAUCUCGUAUUCUAUGAGAAAACCUACCAAAAGGAAUAUAACUGUAACGGGACUACAGUGGAUCACCCGGAAUAUGGUGAAGUAAUCCAACUUACCGGUGAUCAAAGGCAACACAUUAAGGAUUUUCUGUGCAGAGUUGGUAUUGUCAAGGAGGAAAAUUGCAAAAUUCAUGGUUUUUAA